Ixodes scapularis (black-legged tick) is the source of this 1299-nucleotide messenger RNA. Its product is annotated as bis(5'-nucleosyl)-tetraphosphatase PrpE [asymmetrical]. The transcript is spliced from 2 exons. Gene Ontology annotation, biological process: polyphosphate catabolic process. Gene Ontology annotation, cellular component: cytoplasm. Bases 374 to 1216 code for a protein of 280 amino acids. Gene Ontology annotation, molecular function: phosphatase activity; endopolyphosphatase activity. NCBI's taxonomy places the organism in Eukaryota, Metazoa, Arthropoda, Arachnida, Ixodida, Ixodidae. The record is from RefSeq and is a predicted model, not a curated record.
AGCCUGUUGAGCCUGCGAGGGCACGUUUUUUGCUUUCACUGGAGUGCAAACUUGCCCAAUUCAUUCCACAACGAAAGCGAGUAGAAACAAAGCCUUAUCAGAGAUAAUAAUAAUAAUAAUAAAGGAACUGUCAUUAUAUUUUGCUAAGCCACAGAUAAAACAUAACACAAUUACUGUAGCUAUAAUUAUAUAAAAUGAGAAUACAUUUUUUGAUACGACAAAAGUCGUGCGAGACCUCUGGAUUCCGGCAGCAGACAGAUAUAAAAAAGACGGAAAGCAACAAUGAUAAACGAAAUUGGAACUUGCGAGCGCUAAAGGCUGGCAAGUCGCACUCGGAUGUUUUGCGAAUAUUUGGAGGUGCCGCCGUGUCGCCAUGGGAGCAAUGACGUCCCUUCUAGUCUCCAUCGUCAGAUCCUACUUCAGCCAUGCCGCCCCGGUACAUCAUUUUGGGUUGCCCUUCCCGGCACAGAUGCACAAAACGCUAAGCGCAGAGUUCGUCGCCUCCUUCAAGCAGGUGCUGAUCAUUGGCGACGUCCACGGCUGCUACGACGAGCUCAUGGAACUGCUGCACUCGCAGCGCGCUAAUGACAAGGACACGCUGAAGCUGUUCGUCGGCGAUCUGGUCAACAAGGGGCCCAAGAGCGAGCAAGUCCUCGACUUCAUCAUGGGCAACAACAUCACCUGCCAGAGUGUGCGGGGCAACCACGACGAAGCGGUCCUGAGGGAGUACCUGGCGUCCCGUGACCCGAACUACCAGCUGUCCCCCGAGAACAGCUGGAUUGGGCGCUUGAGCGGCCAGCAAGCCCGCUUCCUCCAGGAGCUGCCCUACACGCUCAGCCUGCCCAGCCUCAAUGCGCUGGUGGUGCACGCUGGCCUCGUGCCCGGACAGGGACUGGCCACCUCCCCCCGGAACAUGGUGAGCAUGCGCAACCUGCGUGUGCGCGACCCCUGGGAGCAGGGGGGCAUCCUCGGCGUCAGUAACGAGUGCGAGGGAUCCGUGCCCUGGGGCAGCCUCUGGAAUGGCCCUGCCCACGUGUACUUUGGCCACGAUGCCAAGCGCAUGCUGCAGACGUGGCCCCGCUGCACGGGCCUCGACACGGGCUGCGUGUACGGCAAUAGCCUGACCGGCGUCUUCGUCACGGGGCCCUCCGCCGGGAAGAUGGUGUCCGUCAAGGCGUUGCAAAUGCACAAAAACCCACUGAAGUCUGAACUGUGAAUGGGUGCCCCCAUGGCGGUGGGACAGAGUACCAAUAAACGGCUUCGAUUGUUGGUGCAAGCCUCGAGAGCUUGCUUUGCACA